Messenger RNA from Misgurnus anguillicaudatus (oriental weatherfish), 1717 nucleotides. It is a transcript of the gene stambpa, whose product is annotated as STAM binding protein a. Gene Ontology annotation, biological process: protein K63-linked deubiquitination. NCBI's taxonomy places the organism in Eukaryota, Metazoa, Chordata, Actinopteri, Cypriniformes, Cobitidae. Gene Ontology annotation, molecular function: metal-dependent deubiquitinase activity; protein binding; K63-linked deubiquitinase activity. Gene Ontology annotation, cellular component: endosome; cleavage furrow. The record is from RefSeq and is a predicted model, not a curated record.
CUGAUCAUUGCGUCAUCGUCAGCUGAGUGAAGUGGGCGGAGCAUUAAACGAUGCAGGAAGAGCGCUGAUAUCACAACCAAUGUGGAAAUAAACAAGCCUUUCUUUCAAACGUACGUAAAUAUGAUACGUUUGUUGUUUUAGAUAAACACACCAGAUCGUCAUUAAAAACAUAAAGGAGUGCCUGUAAGAAGGCAGGAGACAUCAUGACCGAGCACAAUGAUUGCAGUCUUUCCUCUGAUGAGAGGGUGCGUGCCCUUACCAAGCUCGGGAGCUCUGUGGACGUCAGCGAAGAUGUGCCGCCCCGACGAUACUUCCGUUCGGGAAUGGAGAUCAUCCGAAUGGCCAACAUCUAUGCCGAGGAGGGGAACGUAGAGCAUGCGUUUGUUCUUUACAAUAAGUACAUAACGUUAUUUAUUGAAAAACUUCCUAAACAUCGAGAAUAUAAAACAGCCAACAUUCCUGAGAAGAAAGAAACAAUGAGGAAAUUAAAGGAAAUCGCCUUUCCAAAAGCAGAGGAGCUGAAAAUGUUGCUUCUUAAGCAGUAUGAGAAGGAAUAUGCUGAACAACUUGUCCAAAAGAGAAUCGAGCAGGAGGCCCAGGCCCGAGACGUGAUCAAGCAACAGGAGCUGGAGGCCCAGCGGCAGAAACAGGCCGAGCUGCAGCAGCGUCAGCGCGAGCAGGAGCAGCUCAUCGCUUUCGAGGAGAUGAUCCGCAAGCAGGAACUUGAGAAGGAGCGGCGGCGGAUCGUUCAGGAGUUCGGCCCGCCAAAAUCACCAACUUUUCCAGUUGAUCUCCUGGUGACUGAUGUACGUGGACCUCCACAAGCUUCGUUCUCAACACCAGCGGCGCCUGCUGGAACUCAAAACCUUGUUUCUCCAACUUCUAGCCUUCCGGCAUUUCCAGCGUUCGAUCGCUCUUUGAAGCCUACCGUGUCAGUCAGUGCAGGACAUAGUGUGUUGAUAAACGGCUUGCGGCAGCUCUCCGUUCCUGCCGAGCUGUGCCAGAAAUUUUUAAAGCUGGCAGAUGCCAACACAGCACGAGGGGUGGAGACCUGUGGGAUUCUCUGUGGCAAGCUGAUGAAAAACGCUUUUACAGUGACACACGUGAUCGUGCCCAAGCAGUGUGGCGGUCCAGACUACUGUGACACAGAGAACGAAGAGGAACUUUUCCUGAUCCAGGAUCAGUAUGACCUCAUUACACUGGGCUGGAUCCAUACUCAUCCCACCCAGACAGCCUUUUUGUCCAGUGUGGACAUGCACACACACUGCUCUUACCAAAUGAUGCUUCCCGAGUCCAUAGCCAUCGUGUGCUCACCUAAAUUUAAUGAGACCGGCUAUUUUAGUCUAACAGACUUUGGGAUGGAUGAGAUCUCUUCCUGCAAACAAAGAGGGUUCCACCCACAUCCAAAGGAGCCUCCGCUCUUCUCCGCUAGCCGACACACCAUUAUUACCGAUGGAAGUGUGACCGUGAUGGACUUGCGGUAAAGUCAACACUGCUGCUUCAGAAUACGUGCCUUCGCUCCAGACAUCACAGCAACACACAAACUUGCCAAGAAAAUCUCUCUAUGGGUGAAAUGAAGUGUUACGCUGAACAUCGCCGCAGGCUUCUUUUGUCACAUUUUAUCACCCUGUGCACGGAUUUCAUUUAUCUGGUUUAAUCUGAAACUGCCCCUGAUAUUGCAGAAAUGCACACUUCACCUUUAAACAGUUUUAAGUAA